GCGGGGAGGGGAAGCGGGGUAGCCGCUGGUCCCCGCAUCUCAUAGACUCUGACGCUUGUUUUCCCGCAGGUUCUGCCCGCGCUCUCCGCGCCUCGUCGCAAUGCCUCGCAAAAUUGAGGAAAUCAAGGACUUUCUGCUCACAGCCAGGCGAAAGGACGCCAAAUCGGUCAAGAUCAAGAAAAAUAAGGAUAAUGUGAAGUUUAAAGUUCGAUGUAGCAGGUACCUUUACACCUUGGUCAUCACUGACAAAGAGAAGGCAGAGAAGCUGAAGCAGUCGCUGCCCCCAGGUUUGGCAGUGAAGGAGCUGAAAUGAAUCACGCACACUGAUUUGAACUGUAUUAAAAUUUUUAAAAUUCUCAAAAUG
Messenger RNA from Kogia breviceps (pygmy sperm whale), 364 nucleotides. RefSeq names its product large ribosomal subunit protein eL38. The record is from RefSeq and is a predicted model, not a curated record. Gene Ontology annotation, cellular component: cytosolic large ribosomal subunit; ribosome. Gene Ontology annotation, biological process: protein-RNA complex assembly; translation. NCBI's taxonomy places the organism in Eukaryota, Metazoa, Chordata, Mammalia, Artiodactyla, Physeteridae. Gene Ontology annotation, molecular function: structural constituent of ribosome.